AUGGGGGCUAAAAUAGACUCGAAAGUGAUGCACAAAGCUGGACCUUUCACUUUCCGAAUACAUGGGCAAAAUUCUCACAAAAUAGGAUCCUUGGUUCCUCCAUCAGGAAAGCCUCCCAAGUUCAGCCAGCUUUACAUUUUUGAUACCGCUAAUGAGGUGAAGAAUAGAAUCUCAGCCGUGAAGAGGACAACCAAAGCUGGGGAACUAGAUGGUAAUAUUGUUAAAACCCUGAUUGAAACUGUUGACGCCCACAACUGUCUCGCCAAGAUAUUCAGAAAAGCUCGGGAUCUUCAUGAACAAACUGAAUGUCCAGAGCUUAGAAUAAGAUUGAUAGCUCAGCCAAGACGUGGUCGUCAGUAUGAUAUGCCUACGACAGAUGAGAUUGCGGGUUUAAUUGUUGGAGAUCUUUCAGAGGAUAUGGGUGAUAGGGAUAUCAUUGUGCAACAUAAAUCAGCAGGGUUACAACAAAUCAGUGAUAUGCAUCCUCUCUAUAUGACUUUGCAAUACCCUCUACUAUUCCCUUAUGGCCAAUCAGGAUUCAACGAGAACAUUCCAGUAAUCAACGUUGAUGGAAUCACUCGACAGAGGGCUUAUGUGACAAAGAGGGAAUACUUUGCUUACCAAAUUCAAACUAGAUUGAAUGAAGGUAUGAUUAUUGUGAGUUCUAAGCGCUUGCUCCACCAAUAUAUAGUUGACGCAUACACCUCCAUCGAGCAGGAGAGGUUGCGCUGGUUCAGACUGAAUAAAAAAAAAAUCAGAGCAGACCUCUACAACAAUGUGAAAGAUGCAGUCAUGAAAGGUGACACAGAUGCAAAGUCUAUAGGAAAGAGAGUUAUAUUACCUGCUUCUUAUACAGGAAGUCCAAGAUACAUGGCAGAAAAGUAUCAUGAUGCAAUGGCUAUAUGCCGAUGGUAUGGAAACCCUGAUUUAUUUAUCACAAUGACAACAAAUCCAAAGUGGGUUGAACUCUCAAACCAUCUACAGCUGUAUGGGACCGAUGAUCCAAACGAUCGUCCUGACCUUGAAUGCAGAGUCUUCAAAAUGAAGCUAGACGAGCUCAUGUCAGAUUUCAAGAAAGGUCUAUUCUUUCCUCGCCCAAUAGCAGUGGUCUACACCAUAGAAUUUCAAAAAAGAGGCCUCCCGCAUGCUCACAUAUUACUAUGGCUAGAAGGUGAUUUCAAGAAUCCAACAAGUAGUGAUAUAGAUAAAAUCAUCUCUGCGGAAUUACCAGAUAAAGAAACAGAUCCUGAGGCUUACAGUUUGGUUGAGCAGCACAUGAUGCAUGGUCCAUGUGGCAAAGACAGACCAUCUUCUCCUUGUAUGGAUAAUGGUGUAUGUACCAAGAAAUUUCCUCGCAGCUUCGUUCCUCAUACUCAGAUUAAUGAGUCUGGCUACGUUCUGUACCGGCGGAGACAGUCUGAUAGAAAUGUGAAAAAAGGAAGCAUUACUCUCAACAAUUCUUUUGUUGUCCCUCAUAAUUUACAGAUUCUAAAGAAGUACAAGGCUCAUGUCAAUGUUGAAUGGUGCAACAAGUCAAGUGCGAUUAAAUACCUUUUCAAAUACAUAACAAAAGGUGUGGACAGAGCAGCGUUUGUUAUCCAUAAUGAUGGAGCGAAGAAUCCUAAGGAUCACAAAAGCACCUCAGAAAAACCAACGAACGAAAUAAACAAUUACUUGGAAGGUCGGUACCUGUCUGCUUGUGAAUCUAUGUGGAGAAUUUUUAUGUUUGAUGUCCAUCAUAACACCCCAGCAGUUCAAAAGUUUCCUGUUCAUUUACCUGGUGAACAAACAGCAGUUUUUGACGAGAACGAGGACCUAGAAAACGUUGCAGUACGUUAUACACAUGGAAGAACAAUGCUUACUGAAUGGUUUGAGAUGAACAGGCUGUACGAAGAAGCCAGACAGUUGAAUUAUAUUCAGAUGCUUACGAUGUUUGUGUGGGACAACUCGAACAAGGUUUACUCCAAACGCAAGCAAAAAGGUACCAUUGGAAGGCUUGUAAACAUCCAUCCUAAUGCUGGAGAUAGAUAUUACCUAAGGAUCUUAGUCAGCCUCGUGAAAGGGCCAACAUGCUAUGAUGAUCUAUACACAGUGGGUGACACUAAACAUGAUACAUUCCAAGCCGCUUGCUUAGCUAGAGGUUUGCUCGAUGGAGACAAAGAAUGGCAGGACGCAAUGAUUGAAGCUUCACAGUUCUCUUCGCCUAGAUGCCUUCGACGCCUGUUUGUAUUAAUCCUCAUAUUCUGCCAAGUUUCAGACCGUCAAAAACUUUGGAACAACACUUGGCAGUGUAUGUCAGAAGACGUUUUGCCCCACCAGCGACGGUUACUACAAUUCCCUGACCUUGAACUCACCCCCCAUGAACUCCAGCAGUACACGCUCAUUGAGAUCGAGGGCCUCCUACAAAACCAUGAGACAUCGCUUACUGAGUUCACUGGAAUGCCACUGCCGUGCAAAGCAAUAUUAGAAGAUAUGAAAAACAAAAAGAUGGCUCGCCAGUACCAGUUUGACACCGCAGAAGAAAGUAGGAUCCAUAAAGAGUUGUUUGCUAAACUCAACAAAGAACAAAGGGUUAUAUACGACGAUGUAAUGACAUCAGUAUUGGAAAACGAGGGAAAAUUAUUUUUUAUUUACGGCGCAGGCGGAACAGGGAAAACAUUUUUAUACAAAACAAUAAUCUCCGCUCUGCGAUCUUCAAAUAAAAAAGUUAUACCUGUAGCCUCCUCUGCAAUUGCUGCUCUGCUUCUUCCCGGAGGUCGUACAGCCCAUUCAAGGUUUAAAAUCCCUCUCAAGCUCCAUGAAGAUACUUUCUGCGAAGUUAAAAAAGGAACCACCCUCGCCAACUUCCUGAGCCAAGCGGACCUUAUUAUCUGGGAUGAGGUGCCUAUGGCACAUCGCCAUGCCGUUGAAGCUGUAGAUCGCACACUCAGAGAUAUUUUAUCAUUAUCUGAUGAAACAGCGUUACACAAACCUUUUGGUGGUAAAACGGUCCUGUUAGGUGGGGACUUUAGGCAGAUCCUUCCAGUGAUACCACAAGGAACACGCCAAGACACCGUGAAUGCAGCUGUCAAUCAGUCACACCUCUGGAACCACUGCCAAAUUUAUGUCCUCUCCAUCAAUAUGCGAGUCCAAACCGAGGCAAAAGAUUUUGCGAAAUGGAUCUUACAAGUUGGUGAUGGCAUGGCACCACUCACGCCUCAGAAAGAAAUGUACACAGAAUCUGUUGAAGAUCAGAUUCUGAUACACGAUUCUCUCCUUCUCCCAGUAACUUCUAACCCCCUUGAUAGCCUUUGUAAGUCUGUUUUUACAAAUUUCAAUGAUGAUUACAAUGACUUGGAAAAAAUCAAGGAUGCGGCUAUAUUAACUCCAAGGAAUGCUACAGUUGAUGAGAUCAACACUUACUUGCUUUCCAAGAUACCGGGUUGUGAGCACGAAUACUUAAGCUCUGACAGCUUCGCUGAGGAUGAAAAACAUUCAGGAGAGUUUGAUUUAUCCUAUCCAUUAGAAUAUCUCAAUGCAUUAGAAUUUCCAGGUUUGCCUGCGCAUAGAAUUUGUCUGAAAGUUGGGGUCCCAAUCAUGCUCCUUCGCAACAUAAACCAAGCUGAGGGAUUAUGCAAUGGUACAAGACUUAUAAUCACGCACCUGGGAGAAAGAGUUAUAAAGGCAGAAGUGUUAUCCUCUUCCACAACAAAGCAGCCUGUCCUCAUACCUAGAAUCGUCCUCUCACCAACAGAGUCCAAUCAUCCCUUCACUCUCAAAAGACGCCAGUUUCCAGUUAGAGUCUCCUACGCAAUGACAAUCAAUAAAAGUCAAGGUCAAACAUUGGAUAAGGUUGCUCUGUACUUGCCCAAACCAGUUUUCACCCACGGUCAAUUAUAUGUGGCACUAUCAAGAGUGACCACACCAAAAGGACUAAAGGUUUUGAGCCUAACAAAACCAAGUGGCUUGACGAACAGCAUUGCUAAUAUCGUCUACAGAGAAGCUUUCAAUGGAUUGCCCCAAACAACAGGUUUUGAAGAAGACGGGGAGUGA
This is a messenger RNA of Brassica napus (rape), 4032 nucleotides long. RefSeq lists its product as uncharacterized. The transcript has 3 exons. NCBI's taxonomy places the organism in Eukaryota, Viridiplantae, Streptophyta, Magnoliopsida, Brassicales, Brassicaceae. Gene Ontology annotation, biological process: DNA repair; telomere maintenance. The record is from RefSeq and is a predicted model, not a curated record. Gene Ontology annotation, molecular function: DNA helicase activity. Bases 1 to 4032 code for a protein of 1343 amino acids.